AUGGUUACCUAUGCUCGAAAGAAUUCAAAAGGAACGAAGCCUGGGGGUAGAAAAUCCAAAAGCAGCGAAGAAACUGAUGGAAGACCUCCGAUUCCUUUGAAGUUACUGCGAAUAAAAAAGAAGCUCGAAUCUAACGAUGAUGACUCUGACUCCCAGGAAAGCAAACAAACCUCCGAUCGUAAGAAGAAAAUUUCUAGAAGUCAUAAUUCCAACGAAAAAGAUAAGUCCGAUGAACUGAGGAUUCGUAAAAGCAAUUCCGACGAAAGUUCGCGCGAGGAAAAUUCGCGCGAAAAUAAAAACCGUGGCAGGAAGAAUCGUGACAAGAAUGAUUCUUCUCAGUCGAAUUUGACGGAGGAUUCUUCCGACGUGAGUUCUGCGGAUAAAUCAAGAAACAGCCACUCAAAUAAACACAAUUCGAGAAAUAAACUCUGGAAACGCGAGUCAAAAGAAUCCGACUCGGAUUCUAACGACGAUACGGACUCUGAUGAAGAAGAAUUUAAGAAGUACUUACAGAACGCUUUGAAAAAGAAACACAACAGGCAGAUACAGGAAAUGCUCAGGAACGGUGAUAUCGAUGGACGCAAUAAUUCGUCAAGGAAGGAGAUUUAUUAUAACAAACUGUACAAAUGGAACAGAGACAGUUACUUAGAGUGGAAGAAAAAGAUCGAUUUGAAGGCUCAGAUAUUAUCUGCGAAGCAUAAUUUGAAUAGAGAAAAAUUAAUGAGCAUUUGCAACAUACCUGGAGUGUCUGAGGAUGACGAGCAAGAAGAUCAGAUAAGGAAGUGCGUAAAGAGUCACGUGGCUACGAAUGAUAAAUUUAAUAUCACGACAGAUUUAUCAGUAAUUCAUUCACCAUUAUCUGGUGGGAAGAACGUAAGCAAGUGGGUGGAAAAUGGAAAUGAUUCAAAAAUAUUUAAAAUUAGGAUAGAUAAGCCACAACCAAAUGGCAAUGUUCAGCGAAUUAAUAUAUUAAAAGAAGUUCCAACGGGAGUAGGUCAGUCGUCGAAUAAGAGUGUACAUAAAACAAUCAACAAGGUGAACAGCAGUGUUGGAAUUCCUGUAAGCGACAACCUCGUACCAGCAAUAAAUAAAGCAUCUAGUUCGACGCCUGAACAAGUUGAUAAUUCAAAAGGAUCUGAAAGUACAGUUGAUAAGGGGACUUCUGAUAAUAAGGACAAUGACUCUACUGACGUACAAAUUACUGAGAAAGGGAAUAAUCCUUCAUCAAAUAAAGAAAAGUCUUCUGACGAUGGCAAAAAACAAAUAGAGUCGAAUCUAGAAGUAGAAGUUGAAGGACAACAAAAAUCUAUAAUUCCUGUUGAACAAGACGUCAAUACUGAAAUUACGAAUCAAGAAGGUAAUAAGCAAAGUACAUCCGAGUCUCAAUCUGGAAUACUUCCGACAGAAAAUGGGAUUACAAGCUCGAAAUUGCCAACCGGAAAUAGCGAGACUAAUGUGUCAAAUAACACGGGAAUUUCAAACGGGGUAAACAGUGUUUUAGAUAUCGAGCAAACAGAUAGCAAUAAAACAUUUACAUCAUCAGUGAAUUCUACAAAUGAAGUCUCUAAUACGGUACAAGAACAGAAAGACACUAAACCGGAAGUAAUUGUGGUUCCCGAAACUCCGGAAGUGAUUCUAGAAGCGGAUCAAGCUACUGAGGCGUCAAUUUCGAAAACAGGAACUAUCGAUGACAAUGUGAAUGUAAAUGGCAUAAAUAUUUCAGCCAACACGAGCAACGUUCUUAAAGAGAAUGAGUCAAAUGUACAGCAGAAUUCAAGUGUUAUUGAUACUACAUCAAGAAAUCAAGCAGCAUCUUCUUCAAAAAUUGAAGGCUCAAAUGUGACAAAAGUGGAAGAAACUGAAAAAAUUCCAGCCGCAACCCGCGUUGACGAUAACAAACCGAAUACUACAGUUGAAAUAAAUAAUACUGAAAGCGAUAGCAAGAAAUCAAAUGGCAAUGUGAAUGAACAAACAAGUAUUAGUGCGUCUACAACAUUAAGUAGUGCAACAUCGGUUCCCGAAACUAGAGAUUCUAGUACGAUAAAAACAGACCAAAUUGAAACAACAAGUUCCAGAUCGGAAUCAACAUUUGACGUUAGCAUUCCAUCAUCAGAUAACGGGGAAAUCACAAAUGACGUACUUGGUGCUGUAGUUAACGAGAAGUCAACUACUAAUACUUUAAAUGUACAGCCGGAUUCGAGUACCAUUAAAGCUAGCACAUUAAAAAGUAAAGAAGCAACCCCUCUUUCUGAAAAUGGAAGUUCCAUUAUUGUAGAAGAAUCAAAAGGGUUGGAAACAAUUCUUGCUAAUAACAGCAGUAAUGCAUCAAAUAAUUUGACAAUCGUAGUUGAAUCCAAUAAUAUUUUGAAUAACAACGAGUCGACUAAUAUUAUUAAUGAUGAAACUAGUUUAAAUGAUUCUCGAGACUCUCAAACUACAUUAUUCAGUACACAGCCUGAUAUUACUGUAACACCAGAUCGGCAAAUCAUCGAUGCGUCAAGCUCUCAAAAUAGUACGCUUGUCAAUAACAAUGUCGAUGCUUCGAAUAAUUCCUCACUCUUAAUUAAAUUGAACAAUAGUCUAGACUCAAUUUCGAAUAUUCAAGUAGAUACAGGUGUUGGAGUAUCCACGACUUUGGAAAGUAAUGACAAGACAUCUGUGCAUGAAACUGCAAGUCACGUAAUAGAAGAGGACCAAGUAUUCGAAUCGUCAAGCUUACAGCCGGAAGUAAUUCUUUCUGACGAUGCAAAUCUGUUAAAUAAUCACGCAAUUAAAACUGAAUUGAAUAACACUUCAGACAACGACAAUGUCUCAAUUGUGACAGGAAAAGAUGAUAAUGAGUCUACAACGUCUGGAAAUGUAGAACCGUCCACUUCUCAAACUGAGAGUUCUAUUUUGACAGAGAUAAUAGAACCAGAUUUACAAUUAGAGAUAAUCCAAGCUGAUAGUACAAACGUAUCGAACAAUGCUGUAAUAAAAAUUGAAAGCAAUGAUACUUCAGAUAUACAUCAGUUAAAUAACAACUCGAGUGAAGCAGAUAUGGGUGUUAGCAAAUCUACAUCUUUAAGAGAAACAUUAGCUACGUCUCCAAAUGAUGAUUCAACAUUGACAACUACUAUAGUUAUUGUUGAUAAAGAUAUGAACGUAUCAGAUAAUCAAAGUGUACUCGCAAAUAAUACUAUAGAUGAUACCGACAGACUAUCUAGGAAUGUUAGUGAACCAUCGGAUGUAAAUGCUAAUCAGUCCACGGUAUUGAAUAGCGUACAAUCUGAAAAAUUCACUACCGUCGUCAUUUCAAUUGCAAAUAGUGCAGCUGGAACUGUAGACUCGCAAACAAGCGAUUCGGAAUUAAAUACACCAUCGGUGACUGUCAAUCUAUUAACUGUAAAUGAGGACGAUUUAAUAUAUAAUACAGUCGUUUCAGAAACGGUUUCAUCAGUCUCACCCACUGAAAAUCCAAGCUCAGAAUCUCCGGUUUUAAAUUGAUUUCAAGCAACA
Ceratina calcarata is the source of this 3498-nucleotide messenger RNA. RefSeq names its product serine-rich adhesin for platelets. The record is from RefSeq and is a predicted model, not a curated record. The transcript is spliced from 4 exons. Lineage: Eukaryota; Metazoa; Arthropoda; Insecta; Hymenoptera; Apidae. The coding region runs from base 1 to 3486 and encodes 1161 amino acids.